AUGGAUCCAGCAAAACAGGCUACGGUUAUGAGAGAAUUCCAAAAACAGUCUGCCCAAAUGGACAUGACUACUGAGAUGAUGUCAGAUUCCAAAGAUGAUGCUUUAGACAAUGAUGAAGCUGAAGACGAAACAGAGGAUCUGACCAACCAGGUUCUCGAUGAAAUCGGCAUUGGUAUUGCGUCACAGUUAUCAUCUGCUCCAAAAGGCAAAAUUGGCAGGAAGAAUGCAUCAGAAAAUGUUAGCAGCAGCAGCUCUGAAAUCGAUGAACUGGGGAAGCGGUUGGCUGCACUUAGAUAG
This is a messenger RNA of Brassica oleracea var. oleracea, 297 nucleotides long. RefSeq names its product vacuolar protein sorting-associated protein 2 homolog 3-like. NCBI's taxonomy places the organism in Eukaryota, Viridiplantae, Streptophyta, Magnoliopsida, Brassicales, Brassicaceae. The record is from RefSeq and is a predicted model, not a curated record. Bases 1 to 297 code for a protein of 98 amino acids. The transcript is spliced from 5 exons. Gene Ontology annotation, cellular component: ESCRT III complex; multivesicular body. Gene Ontology annotation, biological process: protein transport; endosome transport via multivesicular body sorting pathway; late endosome to vacuole transport.